Molecule: messenger RNA, 1377 nt
Organism: Bursaphelenchus okinawaensis
Lineage: Eukaryota; Metazoa; Nematoda; Chromadorea; Rhabditida; Aphelenchoididae
Source: the annotation of a GenBank genome assembly
AUGUCGGGACUUAACGACAACCCUUUUGCAGAUCCGUUUCAAGUAAGUUUUUUAGUCUUUUAAAGUUUAUAUUGUUUUAGGAUCAAAGUGUACAGAACGCGGCUAAAAGUACACAGAACGCUACAGAAGAGUUCAAUCCAUUCUCCCAAACCGGUCAGUCACAGCCCAAGAACAAUUUUGGAGCUGUUCCAGAUGCCACGGCUGUAAGUUACAAAGAGUUUGUAGUGGUAUCGAUUAAUCAAUAGUUAGUCUUUGUUUCAGCACUUGUCACAUUAUUAUUGUACAAAAAUACAAUACUACGAUAUUGUUCUGAUUGUUUUUUAUAAUUUCUUGAUGUUUAGAUCAAUGUAGACGUCAAUAGUGACGAGUUGUUCCGACAACAAGAAGAUCUACGGAAACGCGAGGCCGAGUUACAGCGGCGUCAACAAGAAUUCGAACAAAGACAGUCACAACACGGCCAGAACAGUGGCAAUCGGCCUCAUAACUGGCCUCCUCUCCCCUCUUUUGUUCCUGUAGAGCCUUGUUUCUAUCAAGUAAGUCUAACAUUAUAUCUUUGCAUUUUAAUUGUUUGGUGUUAUAUCUUGUUUUCGUCAAAUAACAAACGUUUUUUACCUUAUCUAAAAAAUGUCAGAGUAAUUUCUUAAAAACAGUAAUUUCCAGUAUUAAAGUGUUUGUUUUUAGGAUAUCGAUGUGGAAGUUCCUGUACAGUUCCAAGAGACCGUCAAGAUGGUCUACUACACUUACCUGACAUAUGUAGCCGCCUUGACGAUCAAUGCCGUAGCGUCGUUGUUAUACAUGCUUCUGGCGAACGGCGCUAUCGGAGUCUUUAUGUUGUCAGUGAUACAGCUGAUUCUAUUUACUCCAUGCGCCUUCUUGUUCUGGUUCAGACCCGUUUACAAGGCGUUUAGGUAACUCUUUUUAUUAUUCUUUUCUGAUUUUAGGUAGUUUAUGAUUGAAAAGCAUGUUUAACUGAUGACUUACUGUCAAUUUCUUUGUAGAGACGACAGUUCCUUCAACUUCAUGAUCUUCUUCUUCGUCCUCUUUUUCCAUUCCCUCUUCUGCUUCGUCCAGAUGCUGGGGUUGUCAUCGUAUGCUUGUGGUUGGUCGAAUGCCAUUGGAGUCUUUGGCCAACACUUCUUUGUCGGUUUGGUUAUGGUCGCCUCAGCCAUAGCUUUCACUGCCGCCUUUGCUGGAAUGGCCUUCAGUUUGGUGAAGGUGCACCGCUUUUACCGUGGAGCCGGCUUUACGUUGGACAAGGCCAGAAAGGAGUUCAGCGACGGAGUUAUGGCCGAUCGGAAUGUCCAAGCAGCAGCGUCGCAAGCCGCCCGAGCUGCCGCCACCCAUGCCGCAAAUGAAAUGUCUCAAGGCCGAUACUAA